AAAAAUCAUUACCCCACCCGAAAAAGCCUCUGCAGACAAAAAACUCUAAACAGACCAAAACAGUACAAUUAUGAUUAAGUUCAUUUUCCUUUUCAACAAAAUUGGAAAACCAAGAAUUGUUAGAUUUUAUGACAAUCCUCCAGAAUCUCAAAGAUUAACAGUUCAAAAAGAUGUUUCGAAUGCUUGCUUAGCACAUUCAAAACAGGAAGGAAUAAUAGACUAUAAAGAUUACAUUUUAGUAUACCGUCACUAUGGUAACUUGGUUUUUACUGCAGGAAUUACAGAAGAAGAGAAUGAAUUAGCUGUCCUGGAAUUACUACACAAUUUGGUGGAAACAUUGAUGAAGUAUUUGAAUAAAGUGUCAGAAGCAGAUAUUAUAUUAAAUAUGGACAAAGUUUAUAUGAUUCUGGAUGAGAUGAUUAUUGAAGGGCACAUUUCAGAAACUAAUCAAAGUAGAAUCCUAGCUCCAUUACAAUUAUUGGAUACAGUUAGGAAAUAAUCAAAAAGUAAAUAUGUAUGGAUGGUCACAUCUCUGAACGCAGCAACCUAAACAGAGAUUUGGUUCAUUUGCAUUUAUUUGAGCUAACUUGGUGGGAAAAAAAACAGAUUCACAAGCAUGAAGGGAAACAUCUCAGUAUGCAAAACACUCAUCUGUAAUGCUUAUUCUGAUGGAGUGACUUAAUGUGAAGCAAGGAAAUAACCAUUUGAGAUAAUAAGUAGUGAAACAUCACUGAAAGUAGAAAUUUGACCUAUUAUUUAUUAACUCCAUAGUUAUUUUACACUAACAUGAUGUAUACAAAUGAAGAAUUAUGGAAAAACAUCACUGAAAACAGAUUAAACUAUGAUUAUGAUUUUAAUGUAAUUAUGGACUGGAUAUUUGAAACCUAAAGAAUGAACUGGUAAAUAUGUAUGCAGUAGAAGUCAAUUUCUGCUGUAGUAAUUGGAAACUAUUAAAUGGCACAGUAGAUCAAUAAACAUUAGUGGAACUAUUUUUGAAAACAGCAAACUAAGCUAGAAUUUUGCUCUAUUGUUGUUUGAUACCACACAAUAUAACCAGGAUAUAAGGAAAUAGUGGACAUUCACAGUUGGAUAAGAGAAACAGGAAUGGAGAAAAAACAUAUCUGAAUGCAGCAAACUAGUUUAGACUUUGGUACUCUGAGUUAUUGGAUACAAAGGAGUUCAAAGAUAUAUUUACAUUGAAAGAUUUAUAUACAGAUAUAUACAUACAACUUGAAGUUUUUCAAUUGCAGGAUAGUGCAGAGAUAAUUGGAGAUGAAAUUAGUGUCAGAAAAGACUGCAUCUUAUGCUCAGUAACAAAAAAAUAUUCUGUUUGAAAAUCUGUUUAAAGUAAGAAAGUCUUGCUGGUUCCAGUUUUAGUUUUUCCAAUGUAAUUAGGGUUUAAUAAAAAUAAAAAGGGUAUUCGUCUUCUUUUCAAAUAAUUUUUUUUAAUCAUUAGAAUGAUGUAGGGCAUGUCUAGAGUUACAGUUUUUAUAC
Mytilus californianus (California mussel) is the source of this 1494-nucleotide messenger RNA. RefSeq names its product AP-4 complex subunit sigma-1-like. The transcript is spliced from 6 exons. Gene Ontology annotation, cellular component: intracellular membrane-bounded organelle. The record is from RefSeq and is a predicted model, not a curated record. The coding region runs from base 71 to 499 and encodes 142 amino acids. Gene Ontology annotation, biological process: protein transport; vesicle-mediated transport. NCBI's taxonomy places the organism in Eukaryota, Metazoa, Mollusca, Bivalvia, Mytilida, Mytilidae.